Messenger RNA from Trichoderma gamsii, 363 nucleotides. RefSeq lists its product as hypothetical. Lineage: Eukaryota; Fungi; Ascomycota; Sordariomycetes; Hypocreales; Hypocreaceae. The record is from RefSeq and is a predicted model, not a curated record. The coding region runs from base 1 to 363 and encodes 120 amino acids. The transcript has 2 exons.
AUGGAUUGCUUCACCGUUAGAAGAGCCCUUGAACUAGCGGUAGCCAAGAGGUUUAGCGUCAGGGUCUGGCAGAGCAUUUGCGACAGUAUUGCUGCUCGCUGUGUGAUCGGCCAUCAACCCGGUGCCGGUACGGAGUACGCCGCCCUGGAUCUCCGAAGAGCCGGCGUCGUCGAACGAAGCCGUAUCUAUGCUGCAGUCUUCGGGCAGCGCGAUUGGUUGCAUGUAGCAUGCGUAUUAUGCCUCAUCCCAUAUCCAGCAAUCUCUGAAUCUACGACUGCCGCUGCAUGGGCAUCUGCCGCGAUCCACAAGUCGCAGAAACAGGCUAGUGCCAUCAGUAAGAAGGAAGCUUAUGAUGUAAUUUGA